CAGAGCUCCUGCUCUCUCCUCUCCCUCCUCUGCUGUCUCUCUCCCUCCUCCCUCCCGCGCCUGCCUCCUCUGCGCUCCCGCUCCGCCUGGUAGAGAGGCUCGCACAGCAGUUCGCAGCCAGUGUGCUCAGCCUGCCUGCCUGCCUGUGUGUGCGAGCGUCUACUUUGUACUGUGGAGAACACAGCCCAUGUGCUCUGCAUGGACGUUACUGAUACUCUGUUGAGCUUGAUUUUCCACAAGCAGGCAAGAUGUCCAGCACACCACAUGACCCCUUCUAUUCUUCUCCUUUCGGCCCAUUUUAUAGGAGACACACACCCUACAUGGUGCAGCCCGAGUACCGAAUCUAUGAGAUGAACAAGAGGCUGCAGUCGCGCACCGAGGACAGUGACAACCUCUGGUGGGAUGCUUUCGCCACGGAGUUUUUUGAGGACGACGCCACGCUAACCCUUUCAUUUUGUUUGGAAGAUGGACCAAAGCGAUACACUAUCGGCAGGACCCUCAUCCCCCGUUACUUCAGCACUGUGUUUGAAGGAGGGGUGACCGACCUGUAUUACAUUCUGAAACACUCGAAAGAGUCAUACCACAACUCAUCCAUCACAGUGGACUGCGACCAGUGCGCAAUGGUCACCCAGCAUGGAAAGCCCAUGUUUACCAAGGUGUGUACAGAAGGCAGACUCAUCUUGGAGUUCACCUUUGAUGAUCUCAUGAGAAUAAAAACAUGGCACUUUACCAUUAGACAAUACAGAGAGCUAGUCCCGAGAAGCAUUCUAGCCAUGCACGCACAAGAUCCUCAGGUCCUGGACCAGCUGUCGAAAAACAUCACCAGGAUGGGGCUGACAAAUUUCACCCUCAACUACCUCAGGUUGUGUGUAAUACUGGAGCCAAUGCAGGAACUGAUGUCGAGACAUAAAACUUACAACCUCAGCCCACGAGACUGUCUGAAGACCUGCUUAUUUCAGAAGUGGCAGCGGAUGGUGGCCCCGCCAGCAGAACCCACAAGGCAACCAACAACUAAACGGAGAAAAAGGAAAAACUCCACCAGCAGCACUUCCAACAGCAGUGCUGGGAACACAGCCAACAGCACCGGCAGCAAGAAGAAGACCCCGGCCACAAACCUGAGUCUGUCCAGUCAGGUACCUGAUGUGAUGGUGGUAGGAGAGCCAACUCUGAUGGGAGGUGAGUUUGGGGACGAGGACGAAAGGCUAAUCACUAGAUUAGAAAACACGCAAUAUGAUGCGGCCAACGGCAUGGACGACGAGGAAGACUUCAACAAUUCACCCGCCCUGGGGAACAGCAGCCCGUGGAACAGUAAGCCUCCCGCCACCCAAGAGACCAAAUCAGAAAACCCCCCGCCGCAGGCUUCCCAGUAAGAACCCGCAGGCCCGCACGUCGGGGGGCCGGGGCUGCUUGCUGCUGCAGAGCUUUGCUCAUGGGAGAGCAUGGAGACGCGCAGACGCCUCCAGCAGAGUCUGUUUCUAAACCACAAUGACCUGAGUUUCUUUCUUUCGUUUUGGUUUUUUCUUUUCCAUGGAGAGGCUCAUUCCAAAUCGACUCCAUGCCCUUCCUUGGAGGCCCGUGCAGGUGGCCCGGCCCUGGCGGGAAUGAAAACCAGGGGUGUGUGUUUGCGUUGCAGCUCUUUUCCCUGCACCCAAGGAAGGCCAUCUAGUCUGCAAGUCCUCGGUGCUCAGGAUGGCAAUCCUAGGCCGGACCUAACUAACUACAGAUGACUUUUUAAUAUUGUAAAAUAUUUUCUGCUUUUUGACUUGCAUCUGAGAGUUUCUUGUUUCAGUAAAAAAAGAAAAGAAAAAAAUCAGCUUUUAGAAAGUCAUUUAAAUGUACCUAUAUAUAUUUUUUUCUUCACCUUUUUUUGCAUUGGGUAACAAGCUCAGAGGGCCCGGCCGGGCCCGACCCGGCCCGACCUUGGGGUGCGCCCCGGCAGUGGGUUGACCGAGGCCCCAAGGAGCGCUGAAACAAGAAAUGUGCUUGUGUCAUCCGAGACACCAAUGCAGAUUUUUAUGUAAAGAAAGAGGCUUGGCCCCUUGAGAAUUGAUGCGUUUGUAAAAAUUGCUGUUGAUCCAAAUAUUUUCAAGCCAUGUUAUCCAUUAAUUUCAUGGGCAGUUUAAUAAAUCGGAAACUUUUUUGUGUUUUUUAUUGUAUCUGAGUUGGCUAUCGUUUCUUUUCAUGGUAUAUUCCUUGUAUGAUAUUUUGUAAAGCCUUCACCUGGUUCUUUUCUGGGGACUUUUCUUUGGGACAAUUCCAGUGUAUUUAUGUGAAACUUUAUAAAAAGAAAACCAACUAAUUUUCCAUUUGCAUAUUAAUAUGUUUCUCCACACAUGUAAAGACACAGUGGCCCCGUGUGUUAUAAAACAGCUGUAUUUUAUGUAUGCUUUCCUGAUAAGUGUGCCAAUAAUAAACUGUGUUAAUGACCAAAGCACAUGAGUCUGGCUAUUGAUAAACACAGACGG
Molecule: messenger RNA, 2465 nt
Organism: Talpa occidentalis (Iberian mole)
Lineage: Eukaryota; Metazoa; Chordata; Mammalia; Eulipotyphla; Talpidae
Gene: LDB2
Product: LIM domain binding 2
Exons: 8
Coding region: 249-1370 (373 amino acids)
Biological process (GO): nervous system development; positive regulation of transcription by RNA polymerase II; negative regulation of transcription by RNA polymerase II
Cellular component (GO): nucleus; transcription regulator complex
Molecular function (GO): LIM domain binding
Source: RefSeq, a predicted model, not a curated record